Cheilinus undulatus (humphead wrasse) is the source of this 1202-nucleotide messenger RNA. Its product is annotated as interleukin-1 beta-like. The record is from RefSeq and is a predicted model, not a curated record. The coding region runs from base 82 to 810 and encodes 242 amino acids. The transcript is spliced from 5 exons. NCBI's taxonomy places the organism in Eukaryota, Metazoa, Chordata, Actinopteri, Labriformes, Labridae. Gene Ontology annotation, biological process: neutrophil activation; positive regulation of gene expression; cellular response to lipopolysaccharide. Gene Ontology annotation, molecular function: cytokine activity.
UCAAAUCUGACCGGACAGGCAAAAACACAAUUUCUAAUCUACUCUCUUUAUCAGAACUGUUUUGAAACAAACAAAUCAAAGAUGGACUCUAGCAUGUGCGAGAAGUGGACUUCUAAGAUGCCCAAGGGGAUGAACCUGGAGAUUUCCCAUCAUCAUCCAACAAUGAAAUGUGUGGCCAACCUCAUUAUUGCCAUGGAGAGGCUGAAGGAGGGAGCAUCAGAGUUGAUGCUGAGCACCGAGUUCAGGGAUGAGAACCUGCUCAACAUAAUGCUGGAGAGUAUAGUGGAAGAGCGAGUCAUCUUUGAGCGAGGUACAGUUCCUCCUCCUCAGUUCAGCAGGACGGGGGUGCACCCGUGCAGUGUGACUGACACUGAGAAUAGGAGCCUAGUGCUGGUCCGAAACAGCAUGGAGCUCCAUGCUGUGAUGCUGCAGGGGGGCGCGGAUGACCGCAAAAUUUACUUAAACAUGUCAACUUACGUGCACCCUGCACCCACCACUGAAGCCAGGACUGUGGCUCUGGGCAUCAAGGACACAAAUCUUUACCUGUCCUGCCACAAGGAGGCAGGUGAAGUGACCUUACAUCUUGAGGAGGUGGAGAAUAAGGACAAUCUGCUGCGUAUCAGCUCAGACAGCGACUUGGUGCGGUUUCUCUUCUACAAAGAAGACACUGGAGUGAACAUCAGCACCCUUGUUUCUGUCCCCUACAGCGACUGGUACAUCAGCACAGCAAAUGAGAACAACAAGCCUGUGGAAAUGUGCCUGGAGAGUGCACAUCGUCACAGGAACUUUAAAAUCCUGCGUCAGAGUUAAGAAUUUUGCAAAAUAGUCAAUGUGAAAUGUUUAUAUCUCAGUCAGGUGCAACCCUAUUAAGAAUGUUGUUUGGAUGUGAAAAAAAAAAUGUAACAGACACUUCACCACUGCCAUGUUAAGCAGACAGUCUUUUUAGAAAAGGCUGCUGUCUAAUGAGAAUGUGUUUUAACUGUAUGUACUGAGUACAAAAAGUGAAAUGCUGAGUGUAUUGACAUAGUCAAUUUUCACCACAAGGUGGCAUUGUUGUGCUUUCUGGUUAGCACCUUUUGUAUUUAUUAUAAAAUCUAUCAAUAUAUUUACCUAUUUAUGCAACAUUUCAACAUAUUUAUCUAUAUAUAUACUACUCACUAACAAAUAUUGAAAUAUAUGAAUCUGAAAUAAAGUUGUGAGUC